Symbiodinium natans is the source of this 942-nucleotide messenger RNA. The record is from the annotation of a GenBank genome assembly. NCBI's taxonomy places the organism in Eukaryota, Dinophyceae, Suessiales, Symbiodiniaceae.
AUGCGAGCCACUGCGGGCGGAAGCCCGCGGGAUUGGGGCUCCCGUUCCCAAGUUCACGACGGGUCUGUGAUAGUAAGCAGCGUUGGCGUGAGCCCGGCUUAUUUUCAGACCACUGGGUCUGUGGUUUCGGCCAGCUCCUGUAGCUCCUACCAGGCUGCACGGCCUUUAUAUCAGCCGAGCGCCACGGACUUAAAGGUCUUCAGCGAGGCUUUCGUGGGCCAUCUGCAAGUUGUCACGACCUGCUUCUCGCAGACAGACAGGGACUUGCUAGGAGCCGCUGGGAUCACGCAAAAUUUCGUGGUGGAGCUUAUAGGUUCAGCGCAGAUGGUGGCUGGCAAGCUUGCAACAACGGCAAGCGAUGCCCUCGACAAGCUUCCGACACUACUUUGGGCAGCAAGAGGGCACGGAAAUGCGGAGCUGCAUGAGUGCACGGUGGAGCUUCAUGGCAGCAUCGCAACGAUGCGGAAGGAGGCGCAGUCAGUCCGUGCUGACUACAUCGACUUGCUGAAGUACGCGCAGUAUCUGGGGCAGUGCACGCAGCUCACAGUGGACCAGUUGGUGAUGAGCUCUUUGCCCGAGCCUGUCGAGGAUGAGAGCGGAAGCCUCGAGUGCCAAUCUCAAUUCGGCUUGGAGCUCACCGACGCGCAGAAAGACUCGCAGAGGUACCUGGAGCUGACGCUUGUGCAUCUGGACAGCAUGUGCCAGGUCUUGGAGGAUUGCUCUGACUUCUGGCUGAUGCUUCACGAGGCAGAGCUGCAACUCCGGAAGCUGGAGAAGGAGUCCAAGUUGCUCUCAGAGGGCCCUCGCCCGGAGAGUGAGCACAGGCGUGGUGGCAAGGUCGCUCUGCAGAGCUUCUGUGAGCAUGUCCGCUCCUUCUGCGGUACCUACUCUGGGAUCGCGCCCCCCAACGUCAAGCCGCAGCUGCCUGUCCAUCAGGCCUGA